AUGGGUCGUUUUAAUGUAGGAUUAUUACGUUACCUCCAACCAGAUGAUUUUCGUGUUUUGUUGGCUGUUGAAAUGGGAUUGAAAAAUCAUGAAUUUGUUCCAUUACCUUUAAUAGCAACUGUUGCUGGUAUCCAUCGUGGUGCUACAUCAAAAACAUUAAUGGAAUUAUGUAAAUAUCAAUUAGUAUCAUAUGAAUGUGGAAAAUCAUAUGAUGGAUAUAGAUUAACAAAUUUAGGAUAUGAUUUUUUAGCCUUAAGAGCAUUAAGAUCUCGUGAAUCUGUAUCUGCUGUUGGAAAUCAAAUAGGUGUUGGAAAAGAGUCAGAUAUUUAUAUAGGUGGUGAUAAAGAUUUAAAUGAUGUUGUGUUAAAAUUUCAUAGACUUGGAAGAACAUCAUUUAGAAAAAUUAAAGAUAAAAGAGAUUAUCAUAAUAAAAGACAACAUGCAUCAUGGUUAUACCUGUCUAGACUAAGUGCUUUGAAAGAAUUUACUUUUUUGGGAGCUUUAUAUAGUAGAAAAUUUCCUGUACCAAAACCAAUUGAUUGUUGUAGGCAUCUUGUUGUUAUGGGACUUGUUGAUGGUAUUACACUUGCUGAUGUUGGUGAAUUAAAAGAUCCAGAAGUUUUGUAUGAUAAAUUAAUGAAUUUAAUUGUUAGACUUGCCAGACAUGGCCUUAUUCAUGGAGAUUUUAAUGAAUUUAAUUUAAUGGUUAAAAAGGAUGAAGAACCAAUAAUGAUAGAUUUUCCACAAAUGAUAAGUAUAGAUCACCCAAAUGCAGAAUAUUAUUUUAUGAGAGAUGUAAAUUGUAUAAGAGAUUUUUUUAAGAGACGUUUUAAUUAUGAAUCAGAGUUGGCUCCAUCAAUGAAAGACAUAGAAAGAAUACAUAAUCUUGAUGCUGAGUUAUCUGCUAGUGGUUUUACCAAACAAAUGCGAAGAGAUUUAAAUAAAGCUUAUGAGAUUGGUGAUUUCAAGGCUCAUGAAAGUGAUUCAUGUGAUAGUGAUGAUGAUGAUAAGAAAGAAAAUGAUGAUGAGAAUGAAGAUGAAGAAGUAGAAGAUGUUGAUACAGAUGAGUAUGAUGAUGAUGUUCAUAAUAGAGAUAAAACUGAUAAAGAGUUACGUUUUGAUAAAUGGAUUCAAAAUACUCAAGAUAAUUUUGAUAAAUUAUGUAUUGAAGAAGAUAUAGAAGAUAAAAGUAAUAAUAUUGAAGAGAUGUCACCUGAACAAUUGGCAAAAUAUACAAAAGCUAUUGAUGAUACAAAAAAGAAAAUGGAAAAAUUAGAUGAGGUAGAAAAAGUUAAUCAACCACCAGAGUAUGAUUCAGAGGAGGAUGAUGAAAUUCAUGAUAUGGGUGGUGAUGCUGAAAGUGAAAAUAGAAGAAUAUUUAGGCGUGGUAAAGUUACUCAGGCAAGGAGUGUAUAUAGUAAUGGAAGUACAAUAGAUCCAGAAAUUGUUAGAAAACGUUUACUUCAUGAAAAAAGAAAAAUGAAAAAAGAAAAGAUUCGUGUUAAAGGUAAACAAUGUGCUGUAUCUAGAAAUAGAAAAGCUAAUAAAGAAUUAAUAAAAGAAUAUUCAGGAUGGUUUUAA
Strongyloides ratti is the source of this 1581-nucleotide messenger RNA. RefSeq names its product Serine/threonine-protein kinase RIO2. Gene Ontology annotation, molecular function: protein serine/threonine kinase activity; ATP binding. Gene Ontology annotation, biological process: maturation of SSU-rRNA; protein phosphorylation. The record is from RefSeq and is a predicted model, not a curated record. Bases 1 to 1581 code for a protein of 526 amino acids. The transcript has 2 exons. Gene Ontology annotation, cellular component: cytosol; preribosome, small subunit precursor; nucleus. Lineage: Eukaryota; Metazoa; Nematoda; Chromadorea; Rhabditida; Strongyloididae.